UUAACGGAGCCCAGAAGUCGGUCAUCCUUGAGCCAAGGUUGGCUUGCGCAUCACGCGUUUCAUCAACUCUCCCGCCACCUCCUUUAUGGUCGCCCCCUCAAGGUCACCCCUAUCGUGUGUCACAUACAUGCGCGUGAUGUCCUCGAGAUGGCCACAAACUACUUCAUCCCCUGACGAAUCUUCUACAAGCAUGUCGCCAUUGAAUGCCGUUGAUUCCUCGACGACCGGUAACAUCAAUACGUCGCUCCCCACAGUUACUGAUCUCUCUGAGAGCACAGCCGCCAGUGAGGCACCACUGUCAUCUUCCUCCAUGGUGGAGAUUCUCAAGGAUAGUACUGUUGCUAUUUACGCUGCCUCGCCGAAUUUGGCGGCCCGUGCAGAGUUCUUCGGCGGGGCCACGGGCGACGUCGCUGUGCUGAAAGACAGCACAGACGACGUCACGGAGUUGGUUCUUAGUGGCAUGUUUGAAAUCGAUCGUCAAGGUUUCUUUAUGGGCCCGGAGGGUGGUUACUCCGCCAAGAAUGCAUUCGGCCGUGAUUUUGUCGAAACAAAGCUCACCUGUAACCUUCUCGCGGUGCAGCGCGACUCUGUUUACGGUAGUACCCAACAAGACUUUGCGUCGAUCGUCUCCAAUAUCAGGGCCUUGGAGAAGCUGGUGCCCAUGAAAAAAGGAGAGACUUUGCUUUCAUGCAUCCGUGAAAGCCGUGGUCAGCCAUGUAUUUGACUCAGCCAUGCUUUAUUCAAUGUAGGUCUGCAU
This is a messenger RNA of Pisolithus orientalis, 757 nucleotides long. RefSeq lists its product as uncharacterized. Bases 86 to 724 code for a protein of 212 amino acids. The record is from RefSeq and is a predicted model, not a curated record. NCBI's taxonomy places the organism in Eukaryota, Fungi, Basidiomycota, Agaricomycetes, Boletales, Pisolithaceae. The transcript has a single exon.